GGCGGAAACCACUAGGGCAGGCACGCAGAGACGGCGCGAGUCCGGCGCAUCUGCGCGGAACCAAGAGCCCAAAGGCGAAGUUCCUGCCGGAUCCCGAACACCGGCGCCCUGGCUCUGGGCUUAAGUGCGCAGCCCGCUGCUGCCCUCUCCCGGCGCAGGCGCAGAAAGGGCUCCAGCGUCGUUGCGCCAGCCCAGGUCCCCCGGCAUCUGCGCUUGUCAAACAGCUGUCGCCCGGAGUCUCGCCUCUUCAGCGACUCAGGGUGGCUGUUGGCAGUGGGGCAAGCCGAUCCAGAAACCAGAUGAACAGAGAUGUCUGCAUCCAUGCCUGGCCAUGCUCCUACUAUUUGGAAUCUGAGAAGCAAUGGGUUCCUGGGAAACUGUCAUUAAUGCCUCUUUCCCUGAAGUUUACAGCCGAUAAAACCGGGGAGACGCUGGUCAGCUUUCCCCUCUCCAGUGUAACUGAGAUCAAGAAGGAGGCCUCCCACUUCAUCUUCAGCUCUAUCACUGUGCUGGAAAAGGACUGCCUGAAGCACUGGUUCAGUGCCUUGCAGCCUAGCCGCAAUGCCGCUUUCAGCACCAUUGAGCACUUCUGGAGAGCGCUGCUGUUGUCUGGGCCCCCAGCUGAGGCGGCCUCCCCGCCCAUGACCGAGGGGAGGAAGCUGACCUCUCUGAUGGCCUGCUCCCAGAAGCGUCUGGAGGACACAUCCAGGGUCCUCCACCAUCAGGGUGAGCAGCUCGAUGGCAUUGCAAGGGGCCUGGACAGGAUGGAGUCUGAUCUGGACACGACUGACAGGUUACUGACAGAACUGGAAUCUCCUUGGUGGCCCUUUAGCUCCAAGAGUUGGAAGAUGCCAUCAGAAACAAAGCCCAGGGGAGGCACCUCCGUCGUUAGUUCCAAAGAUUUUGGAAAAGAAGGAAUAGUGAUCAACAUUCCUGCUCUCAUUUCCCAGGGAACAGAAUCGCAUGUUAAAUCAGGGAGGUUCACCAUCCUUGUCUCUGGGCUGGAAAUCCACAACGCAGAUUCGUUGCUCGUGCACAGAUUUGAAAGAGAAGAUGUAGAUGACAUUAAGGUUCUCACACCUUAUGAAAUCAGCAUCCGCCAGCGCUUCAUUGGGAAGCCAGACAUAGCUUACCAAUUGAUAUCUGCCAAGAUGCCAGAGGUGAUCCCCAUUUUGGAAGUGCAGUUCAGCAAGAAGAUUGAGUUUUUAGACAGCACCUUGAUGCCCAGAAGCACUGGAACCUCCUCCGCAGCAGAGAAGGGCUACUCACUCUGGCACGCAGCAUCUGAGCUAAUGGACCAUGCAGGGUGUUGUGAGCCCUCCUCGGGGAGCCCGGACAGCAGGCUGCCUUCAGUGCAGAGCAGCAUGCCAUUCAUUUCCGAGGGAGACACCCAGGAGCUGGGACAGAUGCUCUUGGCUAUCCGUGACUUACUCUGUUGUUGGGAUGGGAGUGGCACACCUGCUCUGCGCCAGCACAGGAGCCUGUGGUUGGCCAUGCUGUGCAGCUGUGGGAGGCAGACAGGGCUGCAGUGGAGCCGGACAUGCUGGGGUGAGUCCACGUGCCACCUCAACCUCAGUGCUGCACCUUUGUCUGAGCCCCACACCAUCCUGUCAUCGGUCCUCCUCCCACUGGGCAGUCUUGUCCCAUACUGGGAUCUCUGCACCCACCCCCUCACUGAAGAGGGACAGAGAGGAGCUGGUGUGGCCUCACGUGGCCUAUGAGGCAUGGCCAGAGCA
Manis javanica (Malayan pangolin) is the source of this 1736-nucleotide messenger RNA. NCBI's taxonomy places the organism in Eukaryota, Metazoa, Chordata, Mammalia, Pholidota, Manidae. The record is from RefSeq and is a predicted model, not a curated record.